AUGGAGAGGAUGCAACACUUGAAAGGCUCCAUUACAUGCCUAAGCAUGUAUUUGAAUUUAGAGCAAAGAAACAUUAUCUUCGCUGAGACCGUGGUCGAACUUGUUGUUUACAGUUUGGAUGGCCGUCAGCAGGUCUUGACGUAUGAUUUUCCUCCACAAGGGUCCCUAAACGACAUCCUUCAUGAACAGCAAGGCACAGGCUCAAGCACAAACCCAUAUCCGGCUUUAACAUGCCAUCCUAAACUAAAGAUUGAUCACGGGCAAGGCGAUGUUUACAACUUUUGUGUGAUUCUCCUCGAGCUUUUGACAGGUAGUAAAAUACUAGGAGAAGGGGACCUUGUGACAUGGCUGGAUUCGAAAAAGGUACACGAGAUUGUGGAUGCUAGAUUAAAAGGAGAGUACCCGCUCGAGGCAGUUAAGAAGCUGAUGGCUAAAGUUGCUCAAUCGUGCCUUGGAGAUGAAGGAUACUAUCGUCGAAAGAUGGUUAAGGUUGUACAGGAUCUUGAGCUGUGCCUUGGCGAAACCAAAUCAACUGAGACUCAGAUUGCAUCUAAUUAUGCAUGA
Molecule: messenger RNA, 564 nt
Organism: Salvia splendens (bonfire salvia)
Lineage: Eukaryota; Viridiplantae; Streptophyta; Magnoliopsida; Lamiales; Lamiaceae
Product: probable receptor-like protein kinase At2g47060
Exons: 5
Coding region: 1-564 (187 amino acids)
Source: RefSeq, a predicted model, not a curated record